Messenger RNA from Diuraphis noxia (Russian wheat aphid), 395 nucleotides. RefSeq names its product ribosomal protein L8 (gene RpL8). Gene Ontology annotation, cellular component: ribosome; cytosolic large ribosomal subunit. The record is from RefSeq and is a predicted model, not a curated record. Gene Ontology annotation, molecular function: structural constituent of ribosome; RNA binding. NCBI's taxonomy places the organism in Eukaryota, Metazoa, Arthropoda, Insecta, Hemiptera, Aphididae. Gene Ontology annotation, biological process: cytoplasmic translation.
AUGAUAAUUGAACAAUUAUGUUUUUAUUAUUUAUGUUUUAAAGGUCUGGUUUCUGGUGGUGGACGUAUUGACAAGCCUAUGUUGAAAGCUGGUCGUGCAUACCACAAAUAUAAGGCUAAGCGUAAUUGCUGGCCUAAGGUGCGUGGUGUUGCUAUGAAUCCUGUUGAGCAUCCUCACGGAGGUGGUAAUCAUCAACAUAUUGGUAAAGCUUCCACAGUCAAGAGAGGAACCAGUGCAGGAAGAAAGGUUGGUCUCAUUGCUGCCAGAAGAACUGGUAGAAUUCGUGGAGGUAAAGUGGUCACUAAGAAGGGUGAUGAUUAAUCUGUUUAUUGUCGUGUUUGUAUUUAAUUUUACAAAUAAAAAAACAAAAAAAUCAAUAAAGUGGUAAAAUUAUU